GCUCCCGGCGGCGGAAGUGGCUCCCUCGCAGGGACAGGAGUGUUUGUGUUUUGGUUCGCGAAGGAUCCCGGGGCUGGCCUGAGGGGAGGAGGCAGUGGAGGAGGCGGAGGAAGAAUUAGUGGGAGCUCUAGCGCCGGCGGCGGCGGCGGCAGAGGAGGAGAAAGAAAAAAGGAAGGCGGAGCGGAGAGAGGCGGAGACCCAGCCCGACGGGGGCGGCACCACGGAACUAGCCCCACACCGUCCAGUCUGAGGGGAGCGGCGCGAGGAGGAGACGCCCCGCCGCCAAAGCUACAGCCUUUUCUCGGACUAGGCCUGGGACCUGCUGCCCGGAACCUUCAGCCCUGCGGCUCUGCGUGCUGCGGUCUAAGGUUUCUUUGCCUCUAGAAAGAAAAAUUGACACCUUGCAUCCUGGAAGUUCAUUUCAGAGACUGAAAUUAGGGACUUCUUUAAAAAUUGGACAUGGCUAAUCGAGGAGCAACAAGACCCAACGGGCCAAAUACUGGAAAUAAAAUAUGCCAGUUCAAACUAGUACUUCUGGGAGAGUCUGCUGUUGGCAAAUCAAGCCUAGUGCUUCGUUUUGUGAAAGGCCAAUUUCAUGAAUUUCAAGAGAGUACCAUUGGGGCUGCUUUUCUAACCCAAACUGUGUGUCUUGAUGACACAACAGUAAAGUUUGAAAUAUGGGAUACAGCUGGUCAAGAGCGGUACCAUAGCCUAGCACCAAUGUACUACAGAGGAGCACAAGCAGCCAUAGUUGUAUAUGAUAUCACAAAUGAGGAAUCCUUUGCCAGAGCCAAAAAUUGGGUUAAAGAACUUCAGAGGCAAGCCAGUCCUAACAUUGUAAUAGCUUUAUCUGGAAACAAGGCUGACCUUGCAAAUAAAAGAGCUGUUGAUUUCCAGGAAGCACAGUCUUAUGCAGAUGACAACAGUUUAUUAUUCAUGGAGACAUCAGCUAAAACAUCAAUGAAUGUAAAUGAAAUAUUCAUGGCAAUAGCUAAGAAGUUGCCAAAGAAUGAACCACAGAAUCCAGGAGCAAAUUCUGCCCGGGGAAGAGGAGUAGACCUUACUGAACCCACGCAGCCAACCAGGAGUCAGUGUUGUAGUAACUAAACCUCCAGUUUGAACCAGCUGGAAUAUUCUUCUGCUUCUUAAAUAUUAACGGUGGAAUUGGAGCAUUUAACAAGCUCAGUAUGACUUCCAAAAGAAGAGACUUAUAAUAGAGUCAAGUUUCUAAUACAGAAUUAUUUUAAGUGUUUUGAACUUAAUUUUUAAUAACAUGCAUGUGACCCUCUGACUAAUGUUUUAGCAGCAGAAGGGGGAAAUGAGAGCUGUGUGUACACUUGUUUCCUUGGAAGGUUAGGGGUAAUCAUUUCUCAUCACCGGGGAUAUAUAUAGACAAACGACUAUCUGAACCUACAGUUACCCAGCCAGACCUAUGAAAAAGAUUUUAAAUUUAAUUUGAGCUUUUCAGAAACAUUCUUUUUUAGAAGAAGGUUCUAAAGAUAUUUAUGCUUAGCUAUGGUAUACAGGCAACUGGUAAUUUCUCAUAGUAUCCGUAUUUAAAGUGUACAUUCCACAUUUUAGAAAAUUAGCCACAAGAAAACAAUUCCACAUCUUCAGGACAGGGUAAGAAAUGAGCAUUAGUGGCAUUGAAAUUGUAGACAGUCCUGUUAUUUUAAGUGGGGUGUAAAAAAAUCAAAUGUUAACCCCAUCUUGUUUUAGGAAUAUGAAAACUGAUAAAUGCAUUUUAAUGGGUAGUGUUUCCUUCAAACAUGUGAGCUCUUCAACAAAAGUGGAACAAACCAGGUGUCUGUAAUUUCUGUUUAAUCACUGCGGGCCAUUAUAUAGGUUUAGUUGUUUGGGGCAUGGAAGGGGCUUCUGUUCCCUUUGGACAUGAUAUAGUCAAUGCACUAACAAUUAUGUACAUUCAAACUUGAUUAUUUUAAAUUCAAGCUGUACUGUAAAUAGGGUACUGCAUUGUAGUCUCCAUCUGUUUACUGCUUUUCUGUAAUAUUUAAGAAUUGCUUAAAAGUAUACAAAAUGUACAGUUACUAAAACAGCUAAUUUUUCCCUUCUCACCCCCUUUCAGUGGAAGGGGCUUCAGUUCCUACAUGGCUAGAGCCAUGAUAAACAAUGUACCAGUAAUUUGUAGCAUAAGUAUUGCAAUAUGUUAGUAACAAUCUUGCAGCCUUGUUUUCCAAAGUUCAUUUUAUCUGGAUCAGUUUGGUAUAUUGCACUAAUUGUUUUUGGUAUUUUCAUUAUAUGAAAUCUACCAUGUGUCAGAGAUGAUUUAAUCUAUUUAAGUGUUGAACUGCUAGCAGAACUUGUAUAUUUACAGUAAUUCAGAAUUAGUAAGGAAAACGGUUCGCCAGUGUUUAGUUUUAUAUUGAGGUGCCUAGGUUGGAAUAAAGUGGUAUAAAAAGCAA
Messenger RNA from Artibeus jamaicensis (Jamaican fruit-eating bat), 2423 nucleotides. It is a transcript of the gene RAB5A, whose product is annotated as RAB5A, member RAS oncogene family. The record is from RefSeq and is a predicted model, not a curated record. Gene Ontology annotation, molecular function: GTP binding; GTPase activity. The coding region runs from base 460 to 1107 and encodes 215 amino acids. The transcript has 6 exons. Lineage: Eukaryota; Metazoa; Chordata; Mammalia; Chiroptera; Phyllostomidae.